UAUGGAUGAUCUUGCCCCAAAUGCUGAACCCGGAUCGAUUUUAGAUAGACCUAUUAGAUUUUAUAAUCUAUCUGAUUUGUUAACCUAUUAUUCUGGUAAAGUUUCGGCUCAUGGUUGGUGGUCUUUAAAGGUAUCCAGAGGGAAGUGUAGAACUUGGUAUUGGAUUGUUUUAAUAUGUAUUUGCAUUGUUCUAUUAAUAACACUAUGCUCUUCCACCUUAUUAGAGUUUCUUAUGUUUCCCGUUACUACAAGUGUCUUAAUUAGGAAGGAAGUUAAACUAUCCUUUCCAGCUAUUACUAUAUGCAAUAUGAAUGCUAUACUUAGCGACGAGCAAGCCGAAGGUAGGAAGGCCGGCUAUUCGGCUAUUAAGCAAGAGUUGGCCGAAAAACUAGGAAACGAAAAUGACUAUAUUAAAUCAAUUAAUUUACAAAGAUACCUUGGAUCGAAAGAAGAGGAAAUACGAAGAACAUUAGGUCACAAGUUGAAGAAUAUGCUGGUCUAUUGUUCCUACUUUGGAACUCCAUGCUCUAGCAAAGAUUUUAUGCUGGUACUGAGUACUUCCUAUGGCAAUUGUUAUACUUUUAACGCAUUUGGAAAUCGAACAGCUUCUACGUUCGGUGUAACUGAGAGCCUCUUUCUUGUUCUUGACACCCAAGUUAAUGAGUACAAUAAUAUAUAUCAAACAUCAACAGGUUUUCGUAUAGCUAUUCAUAACAAUUCGGCUUUUCCUUUCCCAGAGGCCGAUGGUUUUAACAUUUCUCCAGGCAUGCUUACAUACGUUGGAGUUCAUAGAAAACUAUUUAAACACAUUAGAUAUCCAUAUUCGGAUUGCAAAAUCUUAACAAAAGAUGAAAUGAGAGAUAGAGACGCCUACGUUGGUGUUUUACCACACGUUACCUAUAGCGAAUUGUCUUGUAUCAAAACUUGUAAUCAAAUUGAACUAUUUAAGCAUUGUUAUUGUUUCGAUCCAGCUUUACCCCGUUAUAGGAACAAAUCUCACGCAUUCAAUCAAUUAAAAGAGGAGCUGGGUAAAGAUCGAUUCGAUAAUCCAAAAGAGACUAUUUACUGUCAACCGGAAAGGGAUAAAAAAGUUAAACAAUGUAUGGAUUGGUUUCAAGAAUUAUUCAUUGCUAGAAAAACUGCAGAAAACUCCAAAGUUGAGGAUAGACUUUGUCCAAAAUGUAUUCCAGUUUGUUCUCAAGUAAAAUACGAGACGAGAUUAUCAUUUGGCGCCUAUAGAAAUUUGGAACAUUUUAGAAAUACGAAUAAUAAAAAAUUAAAGAAUUUCUACGAUACGAGAAAGAAUAAUGAAGAAAGAUUGAGCUAUCUUAUUAAGAAUUUAGCAGCCAUUAAUAUUUAUUACGAGAAUCUUGAGCAGACAAUCAACGAAGAUGCAGUUAAGAUAACAACUUUUAAUUUUAUUGCAGAUUUAGGAGGUCAUAUGGGUCUUUGGAUGGGAGCUUCCAUUAUAACUUUAUUCGAAUUUAUUGAAUUUCUAUUUGAAAUUAUCUAUAAUUAUAUAAUAUGCCAACAAUUUCUUGGUAAAAGAAAAUCAGAGUAUGAUAAUUCAACAAGAAGGAAGAUAAUUAGAAGAAAUUCUAUGAGAAAAAUUCUACAAGAGGAGGAAGACAAGGAAUUAGACUUACUCUUUAUUCAACACAUCCUAAAUAAGGCCAAUUUACCAAACACCUACGAGAAAUUGUAUCAUCAAAGAUUCUUUGAAGAGGAAACUAGUUAA
Dimorphilus gyrociliatus is the source of this 1738-nucleotide messenger RNA. NCBI's taxonomy places the organism in Eukaryota, Metazoa, Annelida, Polychaeta, Dinophilidae. The record is from the annotation of a GenBank genome assembly.